UAACACAGCAGUGGGUGAAGACAGUCUGGGCAGCCAGUGAACCGGCUCCCUGCAGCCCCUCCCGGUGCUCGGUGCUCGGGUGCCUCGUGUGUAUGCAAGGCGGUGGAGGAGGCUGGGCAGGCGAGAGCCUACUGCACAGCCCCAGAACCUUCCACUUGCUCAGGAUCACCGCGCAAUGGGAUACCAGGGACAGCCGCCCCUCAUCCCGCUGCAGAGAGAUCUAGAUGACAGAGAAACCCUUGUUUCUGAACACGAACAUACAAGGAAAUCUUGUCAGUCCGCUGCUGUUUUUAAUGUUGUGAACUCGAUUAUAGGAUCUGGUAUAAUAGGAUUGCCUUAUUCAAUGAAGCAAGCUGGGUUUCCUUUGGGAAUAUUGCUUUUAUUCUGGGUUUCAUAUAUUACAGACUUUUCCCUUAUUUUGUUGAUAAAAGGAGGGGCUCUUUCUGGAACAGACAGCUACCAGUCUUUGGUUAACAAAACCUUUGGUUUUCCGGGGUAUCUCCUCCUCUCUGUUCUACAGUUUUUAUAUCCAUUUAUAGCUAUGAUAAGUUAUAACAUAAUAGCUGGAGAUACUUUGAGCAAAGUUUUUCAAAGAAUUCCUGGAGUUGAUCCUGAGAAUGUAUUUAUUGGUCGUCACUUCAUUAUUGUGCUUUCCACGGUAACCUUUACUCUGCCUUUGUCCUUGUACCGAGAUAUAGCAAAGCUUGGAAAGAUCUCCUUUAUUUCUACAAUUUUAACAGUUGUAAUUCUUGGAAUUGUAAUGACAAGGGCAAUUUCACUGGGUCCACACAUACCCAAAAUGGAAGAUGCUUGGGUAUUUGCAAAGCCCAAUGCCAUUCAGGCUGUUGGGGUCAUGUCUUUUGCAUUUAUUUGCCACCAUAACUGCUUCUUAGUCUAUGGUUCUUUGGAAGAAGCCACAGUAGCAAAAUGGUCCCGCAUCAUCCAUAUGUCCAUCUUGGUUUCUGUAUUUAUCUGUGUGCUCUUUGCUACGUGUGGAUACUUGACUUUCACUGGCUUUACCCAAGGGGACUUAUUUGAAAAUUAUUGCAGAAGUGAUGACCUGGUAACCUUUGGAAGGUUUUGCUAUGGCAUAACUGUCAUUUUGACAUACCCAAUCGAAUGCUUUGUAACUAGAGAGGUCAUUGCCAACGUGUUUUUUGGAGGGACUCUUUCAUCAUUUUUCCAUGUGCUUAUAACAGUGGUUAUAAUUAUGAUAGCCACAUUGGUUUCAUUGCUGAUUGAUUGCCUUGGAAUAGUUUUAGAACUCAAUGGUGUGCUCUGUGCAGCUCCUCUGAUUUUUAUCAUCCCCUCAGCAUGUUAUCUGAAACUGUCAGAAGAACCAAGGACACACUCAGAUAAGAUUGUGUCCUGUGUCAUGCUUCCCAUUGGUGCUGUGGUCAUGAUUUUUGGAUUCAUCAUGGCUAUCACAAAUCCUCAGGACUGUACCCAUGGGCAGGAGAUGUUCUACUGCUUUCCUGACAAUGUCUCCUUCACAAACAUCUCAGAUUCUCAUUUUCAACUGACAACCCAACUUUCCAUUUUAAACAUCAGCUUCUUUCAAUGAGUUGACAGCUUUAAAAAUAUGCUUGUUUUCAUAGACUUCUAAACCACUUAAUAAUAUUCACAUUUGUCUCUAUUUAUAUGAUAAAAUGAUCAUUUGGGCAUUUAUCAAGACUUGUGUUUGUUUAUUCUUCAGUGCAAUGUAAAAGAUAAAGAAAACUGAAUAUAUUUUACUGUAAAUUAGAACAAAUGCUUCAUUCUUCUGACCUCAGUACACUGAUGUUAAUUGAGGAAAGAAAAGUGAAGCCUUUAAUGUUUGCUGCAAUCUCAUCAAAGCAUUACUCUUUUUACUUAUCAUGUGAGCCAAGAUACUGUGCUCCAAAAUAUGUAGGUGAUUAUGAGUUGGAUUUUUGUGUAUGUGUCCUUCAGGACAGAGAAAAAAAAAGUCUUUAAAGUAUAUAGAAUCGAAGCAAGUGGGAAGCUAAACAAUUAAAAAGAAUGAUUAUCUGAAGAACAAACAGAAGCUAUUAUAACUUUAGUAGCAUCUCUUGUUUAGGGAAAAGUGGAUCCCUGGAGUAAAAUGCUCCCACUGUUAAGAAGCUUGAAUAAUAGAUCUGAUGUGCAGACCCAGGUGUGUGAGGAAGCAAAAUCACCUCCCAAUUUUUGAUGUUGUGGGACUAUGAUGUUCACAUUAUUAUAAAAACAGAACACACACAUGUAUUGUUCUGAAGCAUGAGCCUUAAAGACUAUUUGUGCAUCAAAUUUGGAACUCUUGAAUUUGCAGUGCUGGCAGGAAGAUACAAUGAGAAGCUGAACUGCAUGACUAGAAGCUGCAGUAAGAAUCAGAGCUACACAAGAGGUAUCAUCUCUCUCCUCAGAGAUAUGUUGGAAGCUCUUACUGACUAGGUCCUUUGGAAGUAGAUGCUGAAAUAGGGUUUCUCCUGCAGGGUAUUGACCAGGAAUCAUAACUAGUGAGAGGGAGGGAGAAACAGGAUUGGAAAGGAAAAACAGAACUGCAAUGCAAGCUGGCGAAGCCUCCUUCGAGUUCACGGAAAAUCUGGAGCACAUAGGACCCAUCAGAGUUCUCUCAGUUCAGAGUAAAUAGCCAUAGUACUGCUGCCUCCAUCAGUGGGAAUGCAAAUGGACACCUGGGGAAGGAAGAGCCCUUGGGCUAGGCAGCUCUCUGCAGCUGAGCACUGGACAGGAAGUGAGAGCAGGAGAUUAGCUUCUGCUGAUAGCUGGGGCACCACAAGCUUCCUUCUUAGGGGAGGUCUGGAAGGCACAGCUGUGUCCACCACAGAUGCCCUGAAUUUUUACUGAAGACUUGUAUACAUUUUAAUGAGAAUUUCACAUUUUCAUAUUGAUGAUGAUCUUUAAAAAAACCAGUGCAACAUUGCUUUCAUUUUCAUUAUAGUCUGUACUAUAAUUUAUCACAAUUAUACUGAUAGUCCCUGCAAUUAAUAUCAAAGUCAAGAAAACUCACCGAUGAGCUAUUGCAUUUAACAAGCAGGAGUCCUUGACUUCUAUGGGAAAAAACGUAAUCUUUCUCUGUUUUUUUAAUUUACAUAUGACAGCGGAAUGCAAUAAAAUUCUUAUUACACAUA
Molecule: messenger RNA, 3104 nt
Organism: Ictidomys tridecemlineatus (thirteen-lined ground squirrel)
Lineage: Eukaryota; Metazoa; Chordata; Mammalia; Rodentia; Sciuridae
Gene: Slc38a11
Product: solute carrier family 38 member 11
Biological process (GO): amino acid transmembrane transport
Cellular component (GO): membrane
Molecular function (GO): L-amino acid transmembrane transporter activity
Source: RefSeq, a predicted model, not a curated record